Effrenium voratum is the source of this 2232-nucleotide messenger RNA. NCBI's taxonomy places the organism in Eukaryota, Dinophyceae, Suessiales, Symbiodiniaceae. The record is from the annotation of a GenBank genome assembly.
AUGGGAUGCCUGGAGGGCUGCUUCGCAUUUUCCGCCCGGAAGCGGGACGAGGGGAAUUCGAAGAGCCGAGCACCUGACUUACGAAUCCUCACCGUGAACGAUGUCUACAAGCCCGAGAGGUUUGCCCUAGUCCGAAGCCUUGCGAGCGACUUUCAGUGGCCGCGCUGCAAGCUGGUGCUCCCCGGGGAUGUGCUGGGUGGGUCCCUCUUCGCCAGCGAGCACAGGGGCGAGUCCACGGUGGAAGUACUGAAUGCCACAGGGGUGGACUACUGCUGCCUGGGCAACCACGAGUUCGACUACGGCGGGGAGCGGCUGCGGGAGCUCAUGAGCCUCAGCCGCUUCCCUUGGCUGGGCUCCAACGUGCGGGAGGCAAGCUCGGGGGAGCUGUUCCACAGCACGGUGGACACGGAUAGCUUUGAGGUGCCACUGGAAGGAGGCGCCGUGCGGGUGGGGCUCUUCGGGCUCUGCACGGCCGCCACGCCCCAGCUGUCGCAUCCGGGGCAAGGCAUCCGCUUCGAGGAUCCCAUCCGCCAGGCCCACAGAUGCAUCAAGCUGCUGCAAGCGGAGGGGUGCGAAGUGAUUUUGGCGCUGACUCACUUGAGCCUCCACCAGGACAAGGAGUUGGCCCAAGCCUGUCCUGCUCUCACUGCCAUCCUGGGUGGCCACGAUCACGACCCCUUCUUCCUGGUGCAUCACGGCGUCCUCAUCGCCAAGUGCGGGCAGAAUGCGGACCACUUGGGGGUGCUGGAUUUCCACUUCCACCGCUCGCCUUCCGAUUCGCUGUCGGGGCUGUCAGUGGCACACUCCUUCCAGCUACAGACCACUAGCCAGGUGGCGCCAGACCCCACGGUGCUACGAGCCAUCGACAAGUGGAAGGUCAAUGGAGACCAGGAUGUGCUGUGCACCGCCUCGGCGCUCUCCAGCCGCACCGCAGAGCUCCGGAGCCGCGAGAGCGGCUUCGGGUGCCUCGUGGCGGACGCGAUGCUUUGGGCGGUGCGGCAGAAGGAGACCUUAUCGGUGCAGGGGGCCAUCAUCAACGGCGGCUUUAUUCGCCAGGACCGCGAGUAUCCUCCAUUCACUGGACUGACCGUCCAGGAGGUGAAGGAAGAGAUGCCUUUCCCCAAGCACCCGGCGGUCGUGCGCCUCACCGGGCGCCAGUUGCUGGUCGCCCUGGAGGAGUCUCUCAGAUCAGCACCGACCCCAGUGGGGUGCUUUCCUCAAUUGUCGGAAGGCAUGAAGCUGAGAUACAACUUUCGCGCACCACCUCUCCAGAGAAUCCGAAGAUUGGAGAUCGAUGGUGCCGAAGUGGACCCAGACCGGGAGUAUCUGAUUGUGAUAAAUUCUUUGUUUCAUGAGAUAUGUGCCGAUGGCAUUCAAACCUUCCAUAGCAGCCCAUGUGUGUACCACCAUGAUGAGUUGAUCCGGGACGUCGUUGUCAAAUACUUGCGCUGGCGGCGCCAUGUGACCGGCGAAUGCCCACAUCGCCUAACGGCGGAAGAGCCAGAGCCGCUGGCCAGGGGCUCAGAGGAUGGAUGCUGCCUGCUGGUGGCCGGAUGCAGAAUGGCGCGAAGCGGCAAGGGGCACCAUCAUCAGCACCACCACCGCGCAGAGCCGCAUCCAGAGCCAGAGGUGCGCCACCAUCACCACAAGAAGCACGCGGCCCGAAGGCCGCGCUAUGAGGAGGAGGUCGACGACGACAGAGACGAAGAGAAGCUGGCACCUGCACCUGAGGAUGAUCAGCGUCAAAGUCAGGACCUGGACGCCUGGGACACGGAGGACGACGUGAAGCUUCCGGAGCCGGUGCGCCAUGUGCGUCGCGGCCUGGACGACCUGGAGGCGGACGAGGAGGAACAGUCCUGGGAGGACGACCUAGAAGACGAGCAUCCCAGGCGGCGGCCCUCAAAACAUGCCCGGCCGAGAACGCCAUUGCCGGAAGUGGACGAUGCCAGCGAAGCAGAUCAGUCCAGUGAGAGAAUAAUCUGCCUGGGCCGGCCGCUGACACGGCUCCUGCGGCCGUCAGCGUCACCCACCCACCAAAGCGUCAAGACGCAGCAGCCCGCGGGCCUCAGAGGACCACAGCGGCCGCGGCGACCGCCACAGCUGCCCCAGCGGCCACGGCUGCAGCGGCCACGGCGGCGGGCGCGCCGGGCCCCGUGCAAGCGGGGGGCUCUGGCCGUAGUUGGCUCCUGCCCUGCUUCGGCUGGGCCAUUGUGCUGGUGGUGGUUAUCCUAA